GCCACAGCUGAUGUUUAUAGAAAUGAGGGUAAUGAGGCCUUCAAGAAAGGAGAUUUCAUCAAUGCUAUUCAUUUUUACACCAAAGGAAUUAAAAUGAACUGCAACGAGAAAGAACUGAAGGCCAAACUGCACAACAACAGGGCUAUUGCACAUUUUAAACUUGGUAAGAUGAUGAGAGCUUUAAUAUGCAUUUUUUUUUCUAUUUUGAAGCUAUUGAGUUGUCAGUAGUAGUUUUCUGAAAAAGGUGAUAAUUUUGAAUGCAUGCCCGGAAAAAUUUACCUCUUGUCUUGGCCUCUCAAAUAUACAAAGAAGUAACCUCUUACCCCAGAUAUCAACGAGCAUCACAAGUUUUUCUCAAAAUUAUAGUAAUGGUAGUUGGUUUGCAACAUGUAUGGCUAAUCAGAGAUAUUUAUUUCAAUAACAGGAAAUCACCAGGAUUCACUAAGGGAUGCAGAAGCAGCCAUUGAGUUAAAUCCAACUUUCCUUAUGGCAAUUGUGAGAGGUUAGAUUUGUUAGCUGUGCUAUAAUAAUAAUAAUAACAAAAGAACUCAACACUCUAAGGUGAAAUGAGGUUAAAUGGAGUUCAAUCUUGUCUCAAUGGACUUUAAUUAAGAGGUCGAGACCACCCUGAUGUACAUUUGAUCCAGCUCUUGAUUGCUACGCCAUUACUUCCAUUAAUCAUGAUGAGAAUAUUAUUUUGAACGGGAUGAAGAACUCAAUGUGGAAUGCAAAGCUAAAUUUCAGCAUGAAUAUUUUAGUUCCUUAAGUCCAAUGAGUCAGAGGUGUCAGAUAUAUUAAGAGCGUGUCCACGAGAUCACCGGGCGGUCGUGCUACAUGCCAUCUCACCGAUUUCAACGAAACUUUGGCAGUUUAAAGGGUCUACCCCAAAACUCAAAGAGACAAACUGGUUUCUGUUUUGGUUUUUUUUCCGGGGGGAGAUAGACCACCCCCCCAGUUUUUCUUGGUUUUCACCAAGGAAGUCGCUUCAAAUAGGUAAAAUGUAUGAAGCUCUCACUGCGAUGGUAUUUAACGGAUUACUUUGAGAAUUUGCACACAUAUUUUUACAUCCUUAGUUGAUGUCUGCUGCGAGUAUCAGUCAGUUUGAUUGACGGCUUGUCAAUCAACAGAGGCAAAUAUACGACUGUGUUUUUAGACUUUUCGAUUCAUCUAAAUAUUUUACAACUUUGAGGUCAAAUAUCUCCCGUUGCCAGAAAGCUACAACAGUAAUCUUAAUUACCCUUUAUAACCCAUCAUUUCAUCUCUGAAAAUCAUCAAAAAAAUCUAGGGCUGGGCUUGUGUCACAAUGGCGAUCAGUUGGCUCUCUCGGUGUAGCGCGUCUCUUGUCCUAGUAUUGUUAUUUGCAACAUCUCUAAACAUCUCAUCUGUACCCGAAAGGCUUUUUGAUGAUGGAAACUUGUUUCUGGCCCUUAAUUUAAACUCUGCCAGCUUUCCUGGACGAAACUCUGGUCUACCAAGACGCUCAACACGUAUUGCCUCGUCGCCAUCUUGGAAACUUCAAGCUUCGAUUUACUUGGCUAACGUCAGUCUUUCUGUCUCGUACUUACUGCUCUUAGUCGGGUAUGUGAGCUCCAACCCCGGUCCGGUGAAAGAUCCGUGUGCUAUUUGUUCUAAAGGAUGUCGCUCAAACCAAAGAGCUAUUCAGUGUGACGGUUGCGACAAAUGGCACCAUGCUAAAUGCUUGAACAUGGGCGUUGAUGAAUAUUAUUCUCUCGCAACUAAUGAAUCUUCUACCUGGAUGUGUUUUACUUGUCUGUUUCCUGGCAUAGACUGUUUAGAUGACUCUAAUUGCAAUACUACUACUCAGCAACGGUCAGACAAUAACGAUUUUCAUUCUGACGUUCGCAUGUUACGGGGUUUCAAGAUUGCUCAUUUAAACGUUAAUCGUUUGGUAAACAAACUCGAUCAUGUAAAGGAACUCGUUCACAAACACUCCUUCGACAUCUUGACUCUUUCUGAAACCUGGCUAGCUCCAAAUAUUUUGGACAAUGAGAUCACGAUACCAGGGUACUCGCUUGUGCGUGGAUAGACAGUGUUUGACCAAAAGUUGUGGUGGAGGAGUUUUAAUUUUCGUCCGGGAUGGAAUCCCCUUUAUCGUUAUGUCUGAUCUCAUAAAGCAUAACUUUGAAUGUCUGUGGGUGGAAAUCAAGAGACCUAAAUGCAAACGAAUGAUACUGUGUUGUUCUUACAGACCUAAUGAUGGGAACAUCGAUAGUUUUAUUUCAAAUCUAGCUGAUUCGCUAAAUUACAUCGACACUGAAAACUCCGAUAUUGUUGUGGUGGGUGACUUUAAUAUUGAUUAUUCCACCAAGAAUCAGUUACGCCGUAAACUUGAUGAAUUUGCAUUACAACACAGUCUUUCUCAGAUUAUUUGUAAACCUAUUCGGGUCACUGAGAAUUCUAGCACCACGAUAGACUUGAUGUUCGUUAACAACACUCACAGGGUCGUGCAGUCCGAUGUUCUGCAGUCAAGCAUCAGCGAUCAUAGCAUUGUGUUCCGUACUAUCAAGGGAGGUGUAAAGAAACUUCCACCAAAGUUGCUCGAGUAUCGUUGUUUUAAAAGCUACAACAAAGAAGCAUUCUUGCGUGAUCUCAGCAACUUACCUUGGAGCAUAAUCGAAAGUGCUAAUGAUGUUGAUGAUGCCGUGUUCCUCUGGGAAGGUCUUUUCAAUAGCAUUGCAAACGACCACGCUCCGAUAAAAUCAAAGCGUGUGAAGGGGACAAAGACACCGUGGGUUACGAACAAACUCCUCGAAAUUCGGAGUGAUCGAGAUUAUCACUGGAAACAGGCUCAGAAGUGUAAGAACUCGCAGUAUCACUGGCAAAUGUACCGAAAAUUGAGGAACUGUGCGAAUAGCGAGGAAAAGAAGCUGAAAUCGAAAUAUUAUUGUCGGCUGAUAGAAGAUGCUAAAGGUGACAGCUCCAAGAUGUGGAAAGCAAUUAAAGAGACACUUCCCUCUAACCACAAUGAAAUUAAAGCAGUUUUUGGUCAUGGAAAAUUGCAGACUGACCCCAAAGGCAUUGCAGAAACUCUAAACAAUCACUUUUCAAGCAUCGGCAAGAGCCUUGCAAAGGCCUUUCGUGGUUUAAAACCGACUCAGUACGAUGCAGUUCCUACCUUAUCGUUCUCUCUCAAGUAUGUGACGUCAGCCUUUGUUGAAAAGCAGCUGCGCCUAAUGAAAACCAAUAAAGCGGUAGGACUAGAUAACAUUAGUGCACGUUUACUCCGUGAUGCAGCAAAUGUACUUGCUUCACCUCUGCGGGAUAUCAUAAACCUCUCUUUUGAGAAGGGUCAAUUCCCAUCAUCUUGGAAAUGUGCGAAAGUGACUGCUCUUUUCAAAGAAGGUGAUAAGUCCGAUAAAGAUAACUAUCGUCCCAUUUCUGUCCUGCCCACGGUCAGUAAAGUAAUUGAGAGAGCUGUUCAUUCUCAACUUUACGGCUACCUUGACUCCAACAACCUGCUUGCUGUGAACCAGUUUGGCUUUAGACGUGCAAGAUCUACCGCUUUAGCUCUAACGCAGUUUACCGAUGAAGUGCUAAGUAAUAUGGAUAAAGGUUUAGUAAAUGGUGUAGUUUUUAUUGAUCUGAAGAAGGCCUUCGACACCGUUGACCAUGUCAUUUUACUCGGGAAGCUCAAAUCUCUAGGAUUACGCAGCAAGAAUCUGGAGUGGUUCCAUUCCUACCUAUCCUCUCGUUACCAGAAGACUGUGAUUGGUCAAGCCUCUUCUCCUGCGCGGAAGGUUUCCGUUGGUGUUCCUCAGGGAUCUAUUCUCGGUCCAUUACUAUUUUCCAUUUACAUCAACGAUCUACCCAAGGUCCUUCGGAACACUACGGUCACCUUAUUCGCUGAUGACACUGCUAUCUACUGCUCUUCUCAAUCAGCCCGUGACCUACAGACCAUGUUGAAUCAGGAUCUAGACAGGCUAGCUCAGUGGCUCUACGAGCAUAAACUUACACUAAAUAUCUCGAAGUCUAAAUUCAUGCUCAUUGGCGGUCCAAGGAAACUUAACACCUUAGAAGAAUUCACAUUAAUAAUCAAGGAGAAGGAGUUAGACAGAGUCAAUUCGUUCAAGUAUCUGGGCGUAAUUACCAAUGAGAAUCUGUCUUGGACUGAUCAUGUGGAUUACAUUAAGACCAAAGUGUCUCAGAGGCUUGGCGUUUUACAGAGAAUAAAACAUCUUCUGCCAAGAAAUACAAGGGAACUCCUUGUAAAAGCCACGGUGCUGCCAAUCCUUGAUUAUGCAGAUGUGACUUGGGGGGGAUAAAUCCAACACCACUCUGAUGAACAAGAUCCAAUUACUCCAGAAUAAAGCAGCUAAAUUAAUUUUAGAUAUGCCAAAGCAUUCAUCAGCAACAGAAGCUCUUGAUCUACUUGGUUGGGAUACAUUGGAAAAAAGGCGAAGAUCACAUCGUCUAUUUUUGGUUUUUAAGUCCUUGAAUGGACUAAUUGAUUGGAAUUUUAAUUUUAAUCAUUUUAAAGAUAUACAUGAUUAUAACACUCGUUUUAAUAACAACAUUUGUAAACCACAAUCAAAGCGUACAUGGGGUCAGCAUCGGUUUAUUUGUCAUGCAGUAGAUGACUGGAACGCUCUCCCAGACGGCAUUAGGAACAUUUCCGAUUUUUCAGUUUUUAGACGUCUUGUUAAAAACAUGUAGUCUCUUCUAAUGAUUAUACCCUUUUAUCCUAUUCUUGAUAACCAUAUUUAUAUUUUCUGUUAUCCUUACGUUAGAUUUAUGCAGGGCCUCACUGAAAACCACACUUUGUGACGUGGGCUCCCUGUCAAAAGAUCUUAUUUAUUAUUUAUAGCAGUUACAGUACGCGUUCUAUUUAGGUUUACAGUCACCUUGCCGCCACCAGAAAGACUCGCCACCAGCUUUGAUUUCUUCUGCCAUCUGCAGAUUCAUCUCUCUCUCACUUUAUGUCUCCGAUUUUUAUGAGGAGGAAACUGGCAUUUACGAACCCGAAGGUCUGAAUCUCACACCAAGUUGUGCACGAUAUUUGAGGUACAUCGUGAAAUCACGGCCUUCGUAAUCUCCAAAUAAGCCAAUACGCGCUAGAAUAAGCUCCAUCUCGGACGAAACGCAUGUUUGGGAUACAUAGAGGUCUCUCGAAUGUUUUUUUUUUAAAGCUGUAUACCCACGAAUUUAGAGGUAUGAGAUGUUGCCGUCCCUGGUCAGUGCGAGAAAAGUAACAUUUGGUUCUACAGUUAGUUGCAAAUGAACAAGACAACUGCACCAUCUUGACUUUAUCAAUUCGAGUGUUAGAUUGAAUUGAGGGCUUUUCAGACACUCGAUUUCUUAUAUGGCAUCACUAUGAAGACGUAAUACAACUGAUACACCUACACUACAUAGGAUUAACAUUGUCUGUUGCGCUGUUGCUAGAAGGAGGAAAAUAUGACCGGAAGUGUACGCUCUUUUUAAAAAGAGUUUCAGAGACGUUUCAGAGAUGUCUAUCUUUGAUCAGCUGUCACAAAAAAAUGACCCCCACUUCAAUUUACAAGGAAAAAUGAACUUACCAACUCCUUGUUGAAAAAAUUGGAAUUCAUUUAACCGAUACGCCGGUUGUUUCAAUUUUUCUUUUUCCUCGGGCUGCUAUGAAACAGUUCAUAAAUUGACUAAUGAAUAAAGUGUUUUGAAAUACCGUUCGGGAUUUGCCUUUUUUUUCUGCGUGCAAAUCAAGGGUAGACAAAGUUUUUAAACAUUUGACUAGAUUUUCAUGGAGUUCACCUGGAUAAUUUUCGUCGGCCAGAGUCAAGACGCGCCAAGCUAAGCGACAUCGCCCUCCAGUAAAAAAAUUUUCCAAAUAAUAAACGUGGCGAGCGUUAGGAAACGCACAUUUUUUUCAUCAUUGUCAUCAAAGCCCGAUGAUGUACCUAAAUUGGUACUUACGGUAUCAAACCAUUGAUUAUGACAGGGUGAGCUUAGUUUUUCUGUCGAGGUCGACGUGACUUCACAUUAAAAGCAUUUUUGACGGAACAAACUAGUAAGCAUCACUGCACGAACUGAGAAAGUAAAAACUUGUAUUUAUCUCCCACGCGUUUCGUCUGACAAUAGUAGACUUCAUCAAGAAUUUUUUCAAGUAGGGUAAAUAAGCUUGCUCAUAUACAAAUAGUAAAUAAGUUGUCUCUUUACUAUUGAAGUCAGUGGAUAGAAUACGCCAGGUGCACCUACUGUGUUAUACAUGCGUGACAUUUUCCGGACGUUACAUGUACGAGUACGUGAUCCGUUUAAGGGUCACAGAUUUAGUGUAAAUAUUUCACUCCUCAACAUCACCCAAUGUCUCUAGUUUGCAGAGGUCUUAGAACGUUUCAUUAUAUGGAGUUGCCUUCUGCGGGUAGAAGGCUAGAAGCGAAUUUCUUAGGCGUAAUUGCCUUUGAUUUCUCAAUUGAUGUUGUCGCAAACACAGUUUUUGGGAGUCACGAGACAAAAAAACUUAUUAGAACCUAGUUUCAUGUUCUAAUGGAAAUAAAUAGCAAAUAAAGAGAAAUAAAGUCACAAAUGAGGGGGGUUCUCUGAAACAAAUAGUGAUAGAAGAGGAUUUCAGUUCUGGUCAAUAUUGACUUUUCAAGGCCUAAUUCCAAAUCUGAGGGAACGUGCUGAGGGAAUAAAAAAACAUAAAUGUGUGAUAAUGCAAGCAAGAGAAUGAAAAUACAAAUAAAGAAAAAGGAGAAAACAUAGGAACCCGUGUUGCAGCGUGCAGAUAUCUUUUGAACCAGACCUACACACAUAAGCCCGACACCAGCCAGAGAAACUCGAAAGAGUCCUGUAUAUGAACUAGCUCGCACAUGCACGCAGGAAAGGCCAUGACAAUCAGCGAAAAUAAUAGCAAAUGCAGAUGACAUUUGCAGUCAAAAAACAGGAAAAUAAGAUAACAGAAGGAUUAGGAACUUUCUAGAAGUGCCUUCUUGAAAAAAAAGAUGAACAAUUUUUACUUCUCAUAAAAGGUCACGCAGUGACCCUACAAAUACUAUUCCUAUACGUGGAAUUUCUUGAUGGUGGAAAGUGGAAAAAACAUUUUCCAGUCUUAUUUUCUGGAAACACGGCGUAGUUAAUGAUUUUAUGGGGCUAUUGAUAUUUAACAAAUAGAGAAGCCUUGACUGUGCUCUGUUCUGUUAUAAAGCACGCAGGAAGCGGCUAGAGCACGAAAGAAGUGUAGGGAGAAACACGAGACGUAUUUUAUCAUAAAGAAUCCGUUAAAUUACCCAAGCAUUACUUUCAAUUUCCAAAACAAACUUUAUUUCCAAAGCGAACAACAAUGUCGUUAGCAUGCUCUAUACUCUCAUAAAGCACGCUACAAUAAGCCAAUCAGAAUCCCUGUUAGAAUGGUUCAAAUAAUCUGAUUGGCUGUACAAGACUAAAGCUGUCAAAAGUGUCAAACCAUCAAAGUUCAAAAACCGUCAAAGUUCACAUUCUACGAUAGUUUACAAAGUAAAAUAGUUCGGCAAGUCGAACUUAACACUUUUGCGUGAAGUUUUUGAGUCUCUAAUACAGAAUCUUGAAGUGAAAUGUUCAGUGAACUUCAGCCGAAUUAUGGCUCAUAAAAACACGCGAGUUUUUUCCACAUGACAAAGCAGAAAACAAACUGUUGAAGGCGAGUGUUUUUUGAAUGAACGACAGCCGAAUUCACCGGAAGAUCGAAGAUCGCUCGUGAUGACGGCGCCGCAAAACUCGGUUGCAGUGGCUGAUGUGAAUUGCCACUCAACGUAUCGGAAAGGAUAUCAUAGCAAGCUCUUAUUUUUUUCACUCGAAGGGCGGCCGAUGUAGUUUCUGAGGCUUGCUUUACUGUGAUGACCGGAGAUCGCCAUGAUGAGCGAGCCGCGAUGAACUUCAGCAUGAUCAUAUUCCCUCAGACACCGUCAUGAUUAGUAUGAAUUUUAACAAUUAUGCCAGUUUGGUUAUAUUUUUCAUAAUUUCUGUUUUGUUCUGUUUUGUUUUUGAACACUGAACUUUAUAUACUAUACGAGCUUUAGCUGUGUUUGAUUUUUAUUGCCGUACGUAAGCUUGCAAUCUAACUGAGCGUGAAAAUCUUUAAAACUCGGAAUGUUUAUUUUGUUUUUCCUUCGAGGAUUUUCGUAUCCGCUCACGUUUUAAUAACGUAAAUUACGGUGCCUGGUAUGUUUACAAACCUUUGUUUGAUUCUUCUGUUGCUACUUGCCGGCUAGCUUCAGUUUCGAAAUUCCAAUUAUCGAAAAAAAGCUGAAAAGAAGUCCCGGAAAAGGUCGAACUUAGUACAAUUGGCAGAUGGCGUGACAGCUCUAGCUCCGCUCUAUGCUCUAUACUCUCAUAGAGCACGCUCUUUCAACCAAUGACAGCGCGCGUUAUAUGCGAACUUUAUUAUAAUUCCUAACAAAUAAGGGGGGCAGAGUUUGUACGUCAACAAGCAGGCGACAUGUGACCUUAAAAUCUCCUCUCCUGUUACAGUUUCCUUGUUGUAAACUGUGCGAUAAUGAUAAUAGACGAUCAAAGUAUAGGCUAAUGAAUGUUUUGUUCUGCACAAGAGCCCUAUGUCCUGAUUUUAGCAAAUCUUCAAAGUAAUAAACGACUGAAGAAAGAAACGCUACGAUUUUCCCAUUGAUCUUCAGUCAACAUGCAUCUCUCUAAACGUGAAAUUUGCCAUUCCUACAAAUUAUCUCGAAAGUUUUUCACAUUUUUCACCUUUCUUGAGCAAUCAUCUUGUAUAAAGAAUUAAAAAAUGUAGGUUUAUUUUGUCAAGUGACCGCUUAGAGCAAGAAUUGCGUGACAGGUGUAGUUGAGAGAAACUUGUCACAGUUGCAGAUUUUAAAAAGUAUCCAAGGCAAAAAUACGAUAGUGCCCAAAUCAUUUUUUUGAUGAUUUUCAGAGAUGAAAUGAUGGGUUAUAAAGGGUAAUUAAGAUUAGUGUUGUAGCUUUCUAGCAACGGGUGAUAUUUGACCUCAAAGUUGUCAAAUAUUUAGUGAAUAAAAAAGUCUAACAACACCAUCGUAUAUUUGCCUCUGUUGAUUGACAAGCCGUCGAUCAAACUGACUGAUACUCGCGGCGGCCAUAAAUUAAGGAUGUUAAAAUAUGUGUGCAAGUCUUCAAAGUAAUCGGUUAAAUACCAUCGCAGUGAGAGCUUCAUACAUUUUACCUAUUUGAAGCGAUUUCCUUGGUGAAAACCAAGAAAAAGCGGGGGGUGGUCUAUCUCCCCCUGGAAAGAACCAAAACAGAAAUCAGGCUGUUUUUUGGAGUUUUGGGGUAGACCCUUUGAACUGACAAAGUUUCAUUGAAAUCGGUGAGAUGGCAUGUAGCACGACUGCCCGGUGCUCUCCUGGACACGCUCUGAAGUCACUAUCUAGCUGUUUUAAAAAGAAGGAUCAGGACUUACCUAACUUUUAGUGUUUUUGUGGGAGUUGUUGAUCCUAAUUUAAGUGUUCUUAGAAGUUUCAGUUGUCUGUAAGGCUAAAUAAAUCUAACUGAAACCUAAUAGGGCCUGUUUAUUCUUUUCCGUUUAGUUUUUUGUAUUGUUUUGUUUUGUCUUUUUUUUUUUCUUCUGGUCUGUAAUGAUCGAUUUCAAUGGUUUCAGGUUCUUUUCUCAGAAUUGAGCUACAGUAAUAGUAUGCUUCUUUGUGUUGUUGCCUACAGGAGCCACUGCUUGUGUUGAAUUGAAGAGAUUUGAAGAAGCAAUCACUUGGUGUGAUAAGGGACUAGCUGUAUCCUUUGAAGGAAUCUUUCAUUUUUAACCGUGGGUAUAAUGGAAAAAAGUUUCCAUAAUUUGAUGUUUCAAGGGAGAAAAUACAAAGAAGGGUAUUAAUUAUGAUGGGAACUUGUCAGCUCAUAUACUUUAAGUGUGUGUGAUUAAAAACAUAGGAGAAGUUAUUACCUCAUGACUCAUUAAUGAAAUUACUCCUUUUAGCCAAUUUGACUUAGUUCUACUAUCCAUGCCAAUAACUGGUAGAUUAGUUUACAUAACCCUUUAAUUUCCCAGACCAAAUUUGUAAUUAUUCUUACUGUCAACCAUACAAUUCUUGUAAUGUUAGUAUAGAGAAUUGAGUAUUGCAUCAACUAACUAUUUUAAAUUGAUAUAUCUAUUUUACUCUCAACACUUAUCUGAUUGAUAUUGUAUUGCUAUUGUAAGGAGAAAUUCUCUUUUGGUCACUCACGGGAGUUAAAGGGUUAGAAGACUAAAUUUUAUCCAGUUUAUACAUAGUACUUGGGUAGAUGAUCUCUCUAAAAUAAGCCAAAACAAAAAGCUCGGUAAUGUUUACAUUACUUAUGCAGAUUUUCUUGCCUUCGACCUUUUGCCACUACUUAGAGACUCGGAAACUUUCGUUGUGCUUUCCUAUGGACAAAUAAAAAUUUUAAAGACAUGUAUUUGUGUUAUAGACUCAUUUCUUCCACUGCUGUAAAGCAUUUGUCAGAUGUUAAAGCUAUAUUAAUUUAGAAAUUGAGCAAGUGCUGCUCAGUUUUUGGAAACUAGGGAUUAAAUCUAGAUAUUGUGCGUUAAAUUUUGAGGCUGCACACAGAAAAAACACUUUUUUUGAAGUGUAGAUUUACUUCAUAACUGACUUUAAGACUGAAUGUUGAUAAAUCUUCUACCUUUCAUGCAAAGCCCUCCUAAUGGGCCAUUUUAUAGUUGUGUACUUAGUUGCCAAGCCUUUGAUUUGGAGUGAGGCUGAAGUUGACCUUGUUGUGAUAGAGACCAGUAUCUAGAAACGAUAAUAACAAAGUAGUUUGCAUUUAAAAGGCAGCAAUGUUUUUAUCAUAACAAGGUCACCCUUAAUCAACCUUCUUGUUCAGAGGUUUGGGAACCAAGCACGCAAAUGUUAAAAUGGACUAUUACAUAUUAAUAUGAUCAGAAACAUAAUCUUUUUUGUUUUUUCCACAUUUUUAACCCUUAACAUAAAAAAGAUUGACAAAAACAAUAGGAUCUUGUUGUCAUUAAGACUUCAGUCUGUCAGUGAAGUGAGAGAUAAAUCCAUGGAGGAAAAAGAUACUAUUAGUCAUGACCACGGUAGUGCAAGUUCAGGUGAUGUCAAGAAAGUCAUAGAUCUCUAUAAUCGGGGAGAAAAAGCCAUAGAGUACCAGAACCUACAUCUUAAAAAAGCUAAAGAAGUAGGAGACAAGCAUGGAGAGGGUAAGGCUUAUGGCAAUCUUGCCAAUGCUUAUCACCGUCUGGGUGAUUUCAAAAAAGCCAUAGAGUACCAGAACCUACAUCUUAAAAUAGCUAAAGAAGUAGGAGACAAGCAUGGGGAGGGUAACGCUUAUGGCAAUCUUGGCAAUGCUUAUCAAAGUCUGGGUGAUUUCAAAAAAGCCAUAGAGUACCACAACCUACAUCUUAAAAUAGCUAUAGAAGUAGGAGACAAGCAUGGGGAGGGUGUUGCUUAUAGCAAUCUUGGCAAUGCUUAUCACUGUCUGGGUGAUUUCAAAAAAGCCAUAGAGUACCACAACCUAGAUCUUAAAAUAGCUAAAGAAGUAGGAGACAAGCAUGGGGAGGGUGGUGCUUAUGGCAAUCUUGGCAAUGCUUAUCAAAGUCUGGGUGAUUUCAAAAAAGCCAUAGGGUACCAGAACCUACAUCUUAAAAUAGCUAAAGAAGUAGGAGACAAGCAUGGGGAGGGUAACGCUUAUGGCAAUCUUGGCAAUGCUUAUCAAUGUCUGGGUGAUUUCAAAAAAGCCAUAGAGUACCACAACCUACAUCUUAAAAUAGCUAAAGAAGUAGGAGACAAGCAUGGGGAGGGUAACGCUUAUGGCAAUCUUGGCAAUGCUUAUCUUAGUCUGGGUGAUUUCAAAAAAGCCAUAGAGUUCCACAACCUACAUCUUAAGAUAGCUAAAGAAGUAGGAGACAAGCGUGGGGAGGGUAACGCUUAUGGCAAUCUUGGCAAUGCUUAUCGCCGUCUGGGUGAUUUCAAAAAAACCUUAGAGUUCCACAACCUACAGCUUAAAAUAGCUAAAGAAGUAGGAGACAAGCAUGGGGAGGGUCUUGCUUAUGGCAAUCUUGGCAAUGCUUAUGGCCGUCUGGGUGAUUUCAAAAAAGCCAUAGAGUACCACAACCUAGAUCUUAAAAUAGCUAAAGAAGUAGGAGACAAGCAUGGGGAGGGUGGUGCUUAUGGCAAUCUUGGCAAUCCUUAUCGAAGUCUGGGUGAUUUCAAAAAAGCCAUAGAGUACCAGAACCUACAUCUUAAAAUAGCUAAAGAAGUAGGAGACAAGCAUGGGGAGGGUAACGCUUAUGGCAAUCUUGGCAAUGCUUAUCACCGUCUGGGUGAUUUCAAAAAAGCCAUAGCGUACCACAACCUAGAUCUUAAAAUAGCUAAAGAAGUAGGAGACAAGCAUGGGGAGGGUGGUGCUUAUGGUAAUCUUGGCAAUGCUUAUCACCGUCUGGGUGAUUUCAAAAAAGCCAUAGAGUACCACAACCUACAUCUUAAAAUAGCUAAAGAAGUAGGAGACAAGCAUGGGGAGGGUUUUGCUUAUGGUAAUCUUGGCAAAGCUUAUGACCGUCUGGGUGAUUUCAAAAAAGCCAUAGAGUUCCACAACCUACAUCUUAAAAUAGCUAAAGAAGUAGGAGACAAGCAUGGGGAGGGUGGUGCUUAUGGCAGUUUUGGCAAUGCUUAUGGCCGUCUGGGUGAUUUCAAAAAAGCCAUAGAGUACCACAACCUACGUCUUAUAGUAGCUAAAGAAGUAGGAGACAAAUCCAUGGAGGCAACGGCCUACUAUUCAUUAGGAUGGGUUUUUGAGUUGCAAGGUGGACUGCCAAAAGCCGUUGAACAUUACCAAGCUAGCAUAAACUUAUUCAAUUCCUUGAGAGUACUUCUAAUAUCUAAAGAUGAGUGGAAAGUUAAUUUUCGAAAUCAGCAUCAAGUGGCGUAUACGGGUUUGUGGAGAGUUCUCGUAGAACAAGGUAAUGUAGAUGAAGCCUUAUUUGUUGCUGAGAAAGGACGAGCUCAAGCUCUGACCGACCUCAUGGAAUCCAGGUUUUGUGGUGGAACAAGUCACCACAAGGGAGAAGAUGAAGAUUGCGCAGUUUUAAAAAACGUUCCAUCAAACACUGUCUUUCAGGCAGUGGACGAAGCUAACGUCCAUCUUUGGGUUGUGUCCGAAGGAAAACAAGUUCAGUUAAGACAAAGUAAACUUAAAGGUUUUGUUUCAGAGAAUAGUGGAUCUAGCCUGUCCUUUGAGUCGUUCAUGCUCGGUGUCUAUACACAACUUGGUGUUCGUUCUAAUGUGAGAUGCGAGAAUCGAUCUUUAGAUGCUUUGAGGGAGGGCCGUUCGAAAGUGUAUGAGAAAACCAAAGAAGCCAAGCCUCAACCUCACAUCCAACAAGACGGAUGCUUGAGCACUUUGUAUGAUAUCGUUAUGAAGCCGGUGGCUGACUUGAUUGAAGGGGAUGAGCUACUCAUUAUUCCUGAUGGACCCCUGUGGAUCGCUCCUUACGCUGCAUUGAAGGAUGGUAAUUCUAAAUACCUGUGUGAAUCGUUCACAAUCCGAAUCGCUCCAUCGUUAGCAAGUCUUAGACUCAUUGCCGAUUGCCCAGAUGAUUAUCACAAAAGCAGUGGUGCGUUACUUGUAGGAGAUCCGUGGGUAUCCGAGGUUACUAACAGCGAGGGAAAGAAAGUCUUCGAGCAGCUUCAGUAUGCUAAAAAAGAAGUAGAUAUGAUCGGAAAAAUUCUGAAUAUCACACCAAUCACUGGCAGUCAGGCCACAAAACGUGAGGUGUUGAAAAGACUCGGUUCCGUUUCCCUAGUUCACUUUGCGGCACACGGAUGUAUGGAAACUGGCGAAAUUGCUCUUACACCUGACCCAGACCGAAUAUCUACUGUGCCAACGGAGGAGGAUUACAUUUUAACAAUUGGAGAUGUGUUGAAUGCUCAACUUCGGGCCAAACUUGUUGUGCUUAGUUGCUGCCACAGCGGCCGGGGCGAGAUCAAGGCUGAAGGUGUGGUUGGCAUUGCGCGCGCUUUUAUGGGGGCUGGUGCUCGGUCUAUUGUGGUGUCCCUGUGGGCGAUUGAUGACGAGGCUACUCUUGAGUUCAUGAAAUACUUUUAUCAACAACUUGCAGGAGGUAAACCAGCAAGCGAGUCACUGAACCUGGCCAUGAAAAGCCUCAGAGAAUCAGACAAGUUCUGCGACAUCAAACACUGGGCGCCCUUUUUGCUGAUUGGAGAUGACGUCACUCUUGACUUCAAGGCAAAGGAAAGAGAAAAUUUGAAUAUGAAAUCACAUAAAUAA
Messenger RNA from Pocillopora meandrina, 14196 nucleotides. The record is from the annotation of a GenBank genome assembly. NCBI's taxonomy places the organism in Eukaryota, Metazoa, Cnidaria, Anthozoa, Scleractinia, Pocilloporidae.